AUCAGUCCAACGCACGGACGUUUGCAAAUCUGAAGCCGUACGGAUGCCUCUGAGCCACCAUGUCCGCUGAGGAAACCAUUGAAGGCGGUGAAACCUCAACGGCCACCGAUCAGCCGGUCCAGACUGAGCAGGAUCCUCAGACCAGCGACCCAAACUGGAAUCGCAGAGUUCUCCGCAGCAACCGGAUAAUCGAAACUGUGACGAACACGGAGCCACCCGAAUGCGACUCCCAAUGCAAUGGGCGUUCCCCGUCGCCGUCCGACGUUCCGCAGAAUGAGGAAACGGAACGCGACGGAAUUGACUUUGAGAACAUGCAGCCUUGCAUUACCGUCCACCGCUGCGACAUUUGUGAAGCCACAUUCAGCACAAAGCGCAACAUUAAGCGCCACAAGGACACAGUACACGAGCGUCUGAGACCAUACGAAUGCGAUGUGUGUCAUCGAUUCUUCGGUACACGCUACACGAUGGUCCAACACAAGAAAGCUCGUCAUCGGCCGCCGGGAAUUCCACGAAUCAUCGUCAGGCGACACGCAUGCCCGAUCUGCUUCAAGAUGUUUACAACCAAGGGAAACGUGGCGUACCACAAGAGGCGAGUACACGAGAAGCUGAUGCCGUACCAGUGUACGAUCUGCGAUCGAAAGUUUGGUUCAAAGGGGCAUCUCCUUCGGCACAAUCGUUGUGUGCACGAGCAGCUCAGGCCGUAUCAGUGUGAAGUGUGUGGGAAACGGUUUGGUGACAACAGCAGUCUGAAGGAGCAUGUUGCUGCAGUCCAUAGUACAGAGACACCAUAUAGUUGUCCCUUCUGCCCUCGAUGUUUCUCCACCAAACGAGCAUUGCAGUGCCACAAAGACGGCGUUCACAGCGAUCUCCGCGAGCAUCAGUGCACCGACUGCAACAAGGCGUAUAAACGACCACAAGCUUUGGUUCGACAUCGAUUGCUUGUGCAUGGGAAGGGCGUGUUUUUCCCUUGCAGUGAUUGCGAUGCUCGAUGUCUCGGUCCUGUCUCUCUUCAGCAUCAUCGACGGACUUACCACGGAAAGAGUGAUAUUAAUAGGUUUGCAAGCGAACUACCGAAAGUUGAGGAUCUUAUAGGUGGAGAACCGGCUGAUCUAAGUGAAUGGAACCUAGAGCAAAUGCAGAUGGAAAUCGACAAGAGAAAGAAUCAUUUUGCUUACAACCCGCCCCCAACAUUGAGUACGGAUGGUGACGCAGAGAGCGGGUCCGACUAUGACUCGGAGCAAACUCUCCCAUUGAGCGAAGACGAGGACGAAGGUGUUCCCUUACAGAUCAACAGUGGAGAGCCAGUAGACUGGGUUAUUGAAGUAGACAACAAUCGAAUGGAUGAGCAAGAAGAGUUACAAAUAACGAGAGCUGUUAUUCCUGCAUGUUGGCCUACAGACAACACGUUGCCUCGUAAUCGUAGGAGGGUGACCUAUAUUGCCGAGGACUUUAGUGAUGACGAGAGCAUCGGCAGUUCGCUUUCGUCGUCUCAACUCAACAAGUCCAGAUCGUCAUCGGCUUCUAUUUUAUCAGGAAGAAGGCUGGCAUCCCUUAGACUACACAGAACAAGAGUUGGCAGUGCAAUGAAUAGCCAUGCUGAGACAUUGGAAGUGCCUAUAUGCUCAAAUUUGGCAGAAUCAGCCACCCAACAGGACACACAAAGUGUGCACACCACGAGCAGAAGUUUCAUCGUCCGGCCAAAUCGGAACUUCAAAUUGAUGAGAAAACGUCUCGGAUCAUUUCUUCUAUUGAAGAUCGCAAGAGCACCGACCUCAAUGAAGGUCCCAGUCCGGAGUAAUAAGAGCAUGAAAAUCGACUUUAUCGCAGAACGACUAGCAGCAAGCCAAUACAUUUCAUCUGCUUCUCCAUUAGUCCUAGAUUCCGAAGUCCUAGAGUUUUGAAAUUGUCGCGGUUUUGUUAUUCAUUUUCUAGCACUUUGUCAAAGAUUCCUUGGAAUUUCAUAUAUGAUGAUCUUUAUUAUUAUUGGCCGCGUGGUGGACAAAGAUAAUGGCAGUUUGUGUGUUCAUAGUAGUCUUUCUAUUACAGCUGAGCGAGCUCUGCAUAUUUUGCAGAACUGAGAUACAGAUAUGAAUGCAUUUAGAUGUAUCGUCACACAUCCAGUCUUGCAUGUU
Molecule: messenger RNA, 2132 nt
Organism: Corticium candelabrum
Lineage: Eukaryota; Metazoa; Porifera; Homoscleromorpha; Homosclerophorida; Plakinidae
Product: myoneurin-like
Exons: 8
Coding region: 60-1901 (613 amino acids)
Biological process (GO): regulation of transcription by RNA polymerase II
Cellular component (GO): chromosome
Molecular function (GO): chromatin insulator sequence binding
Source: RefSeq, a predicted model, not a curated record